Molecule: messenger RNA, 1657 nt
Organism: Hypomesus transpacificus
Lineage: Eukaryota; Metazoa; Chordata; Actinopteri; Osmeriformes; Osmeridae
Product: 4-O-methyl-glucuronoyl methylesterase 1-like
Exons: 3
Coding region: 113-961 (282 amino acids)
Source: RefSeq, a predicted model, not a curated record
AUCCAGUGUACACCCUUGUGAAGCUGUACAGAACAGAGCAUAAUCCUGGUUUACCUGGACUGUGUUGUAAGAACAGACUGACUUUAUACCAUCAGACAUCAACAAAAGAAGGAUGGGGAUCGUCAUCUUUUUCAUCUUCCUAAUUGGAGUCAUUUUUCCACCGUUGCAACAGGUGCAAGGAAGACCGCAUCAUCUCCGCCAGCUGCUGUGGCCUUCUGCCCCAAAACCUUUGCCCCAGAUGGACAGAAACGCUGACAGUGACGACUACACUCCCACCUUCUACUUUGAGGACCCGCCUAGGCCCCGGCCCCCGACUCAGCCCCGGCCCCCUACGCAGCCUCGACCCAAACUACCAGGCCCUGUCAGUCCCCCUGUUAGACCCCCAGGCCCCUUCGUCCCACCAUACAAACGCCCGUUGCCUCCUUUCGAGGGUGCUGUAGCCCCUCCCUGUGCUGGCGGUAACUGUGACUUCCUACCCCAUCCUUGCCUCACACCCGACCUUGGGACCUCCGUACUGGGAGACGACCUCCCGCUCGUCUUUGUUUUCAGAGCCUCCGACAAAGAACAGCCUCAAGUGUUCUUUCUCCCCCAGGUCCCUGGCGGACCAGGCCAGGGGACUGCUCUCAAGCCGCCCUCGACACCCUAUUUGGCAUUUCCGGGAGGAGCGGGUGUAGGCACCGAGGGAGGGGUAGCUGGGGGGUUCCAAGGUCCUCUAUUUGUGUCCCCAGCUGAGGUAGCCAGUGGGAUGGACCUUGGUGAGCAGCACAGGGAGGUACUCGGCACAUUCUUGGGUAAUGGAACUGGGUCUGGUGGUUCUCAAAUCAUCAUCUACCCAGGGCUCAUUAUUCCAGUCACUGAGGGCGGCCAGUCAGGCAGCGGUGCGCAAUUCCCAAUUGAUCCCACCAUGACUUUCCAAGAGAGGGGGGAACCUUCUAUUCUUGGAUUUCAAGGGAGGGAAUAGUGAUUUUACGUAUUGGGGUGAAGGAGUUUUGAAAGGUGUUUCCCUUGUUUGCAAACAGAUGUGGAAACGCCUUCUUACCUUGAGGGGUGACAUGCUUAGCAACAGUGGUUAAGUGGUCCUCUGCCAGGAUGAACCCUAUUGUAAUUACCUUUGGUAUUUCGAACAUGAAAAGGUGUAUAUAUUACUAAUGUAUUGAAAUACAUGGGUUUUGUCUCUCCCCUCUGUUGCUUUGGCUGAUGGUAGUUGGGUGUUUACAUUGAAUACCGCAAAAUGAUUAUUACUGUGUGGUAGAAAUAAUCUAUUAGGUAACUUCGAUUUAAGUUUCAACCAAUUGUACAAUGCUGCAACAGGUUUGCAGCUUGCUGUGGGCAAAUGUGUAGUCGUUCAAUUUUUUUUCAUUUUCGCUCAAGUUAAUAUGAGAGUGAUAUUGCUUGUGGUUUGAUGGUUUUAGAGUCAAUCUUAUUCGUCAAUGUAAUGACUGUACUUAGCCUGGGGUCACAAAAGAACUAAAAGUGUCUAAAAUUAUGCAACUAUCUGUCAUUGUUGACAGUAAAACCACAAAAACAUGUUUACCAAGGUUAGUGCAUGUAAACAACAUUGUCUUUUUAUGUGUCAGUGGGCUUAAAGGGUUUUCAUACUUUUGAUGUUGGUGUAUUCAGUUUAAGAAUAAAGACUAAUUACCAUGGAAACAAGAAA